This is a messenger RNA of Condylura cristata (star-nosed mole), 4646 nucleotides long. RefSeq names its product Janus kinase 1 (gene JAK1). Gene Ontology annotation, biological process: cell surface receptor signaling pathway via JAK-STAT; hemopoiesis; intracellular signal transduction. The transcript has 26 exons. Gene Ontology annotation, molecular function: cytokine receptor binding; ATP binding; non-membrane spanning protein tyrosine kinase activity. The record is from RefSeq and is a predicted model, not a curated record. Gene Ontology annotation, cellular component: cytoskeleton; membrane; cytosol. The coding region runs from base 462 to 3929 and encodes 1155 amino acids. Lineage: Eukaryota; Metazoa; Chordata; Mammalia; Eulipotyphla; Talpidae.
GCGGGUGCGUCGCGAAACGCAGGCCGCAACAGCGGCGGAGUGACCGGGAGCCGCAGAUUGUGCGGGCCUCUGCCGAAGCCCUGGUGGUCCUACCCACGAUCUCGCCUCAGCCAGGGGCGCGCGCACGCCGUGGCCCUCCGGGGCUGGCUGCUCCGAAAGCAGGCCGCCAGACCCCGACCAGCGCUGCGAUCCGGAGCCCCUGGCCCUGGCGCACACGGAAGUGAUUCUUUUGGGAACCUGACCCCGGGCAGCUUGCGAGAAGCGGGGAGACGCACCUUGACGGAAAGGACUGGGAAGAGGAAUUCUGUGAAUCCCCAGGGAACUGCUAAUCCUACAGGAGAGAGACCAAUUACCUGAAACUGGGGCUGGCCUCUGAACCCCCGUGUUAAUUCUGAACAGACUUUGGAAAAUAGUGAAGAAAAUCCAGUCUGCAGUUUGAAAGGCAUUGGACGGCUGAAUAAAUGCAGUAUCUAAAUAUAAAGGAGGACUGCAAUGCCAUGGCUUUCUGUGCUAAAAUGAGGAGCUCCAAGAAGAUGGAGGUGAAUCUGGAGGCCCCUGAGCCAGGGGUGGAAGUGCUCUUCUAUCUCUCUGACAGGGAGCCCCUCCGACUGGGCAGCGGAGAGUAUACAGCGGAGGACCUGUGCAUCAGGGCUGCACAGAAAUGCAGUAUUUCUCCUUUGUGUCACAACCUCUUUGCUCUCUAUGAUGAUAACACCAAGCUCUGGUAUGCUCCAAAUCGUUCCAUCACUGUUGAUGACAAAACAUGGCUCCGGCUCCACUAUCGCAUGAGGUUCUAUUUCACCAACUGGCAUGGGACCAAUGAUAAUGAGCAGUCAGUAUGGCGACAUUCUCCAAAGAAGCAGAAAAAUGGCUAUGAGAAAAAAAAAGUUCCAGAUGCCACCCCUCUCCUUGAUGCCAGCUCUUUAGAGUAUCUUUUUGCUCAGGGACAGCACGACUUGGUCAAAUGCUUGGCUCCCAUUCGAGACCCCAAGACUGAGCAGGAUGGACAUGAUAUUGAGAAUGAGUGUCUGGGAAUGGCUGUCCUGGCUAUUUCACAUUAUGCCAUGAUGAAGAAGAUGCAGUUGCCAGAACUUCCCAAGGACAUCAGUUACAAGCGAUAUAUUCCAGAAACAUUGAAUAAAUCCAUCAGGCAGAGGAACCUUCUUACCAGGAUGCGGAUAAAUAAUGUUUUCAAGGAUUUCCUAAAGGAAUUUAACAACAAGACCAUCUGUGACAGCAGUGUGUCUACACAUGACCUGAAGGUGAAAUACUUGGCUACCUUGGAAACUUUGACAAAACAUUAUGGUGCUGAAAUAUUUGAGACAUCCAUGUUACUGAUUUCAUCAGAAAAUGAAAUGAAUCGCUUUCAUGCAAAUGACAGUGGAAACAUUAUCUACUAUGAAGUGAUGGUAACUGGAAAUCUUGGAAUCCAGUGGAGGCAGAAACCAAAUGUUGUUCCUGUUGAAAAGGAAAAAAAACUGAAACGGAAAAAACUGGAAAGUAAACAUAAGAAGGAUGAAGAGAAAAACAGAAUCCGGGAAGAGUGGAAUAAUUUCUCUUACUUCCCUGAAAUCACUCACAUUGUAAUAAAAGAAUCUGUGGUCAGCAUUAAUAAGCAGGACAACAAAAAAAUGGAACUGAAACUCUCUUCCCAUGAGGAGGCCUUGUCCUUUGUGUCCCUGGUGGAUGGCUAUUUCCGACUCACAGCAGAUGCCCACCAUUACCUCUGCACCGAUGUGGCUCCUCCAUUGAUCGUCCACAACAUACAGAAUGGCUGUCAUGGCCCAAUUUGCACAGAGUAUGCCAUCAAUAAAUUACGGCAAGAAGGAAGCGAGGAGGGAAUGUAUGUGUUGCGGUGGAGCUGCACUGACUUUGACAACAUCCUCAUGACUGUCACCUGCUUUGAAAAGUCAGAGGUUCUGGGUGGCCAGAAACAGUUCAAGAACUUUCAGAUUGAGGUACAGAAGGGCUGCUAUAGCCUGCACGGCUCAGACAGCAGCUUCCCCAGUCUAAAAGAUCUCAUGGGCCACCUCAAGAAGCAGAUCCUGCGCACGGACAACAUCAGUUUUGUGCUGAAGCGCUGCUGCCAGCCCAAGCCCCGAGAAAUCUCCAAUCUGCUGGUGGCUACUAAGAAAGCCCAGGAAUGGCAGCCUGUCUACCCCAUGAGCCAGCUGAGUUUUGAUCGGAUCCUCAAAAAAGACAUUGUGCAAGGUGAACACCUUGGGAGAGGCACUCGGACACACAUCUAUUCUGGGACCCUUUUGGAUUACAAAGAUGAUGAAGGGACAGCUGAAGAGAAGAGAAUAAAAGUGAUCCUCAAAGUCUUAGACCCUAGCCAUAGGGACAUCUCUUUGGCCUUCUUUGAAGCAGCCAGCAUGAUGAGACAAGUCUCCCACAAACACAUUGUGUACCUCUAUGGUGUCUGUGUACGAGAUGUGGAGAAUAUCAUGGUGGAAGAGUUUGUGGAGGGGGGUCCCCUGGAUCUCUUCAUGCACCGGAAAAGUGAUGUUCUCACCACUCCAUGGAAGUUCAAAGUGGCUAAACAGCUAGCCAGCGCCCUGAGUUACUUAGAGGAUAAGGACCUGGUCCAUGGAAAUGUGUGCACUAAAAACCUCCUCCUUGCCCGGGAGGGCAUUGACAGCGAGUGUGGUCCGUUCAUCAAGCUCAGUGACCCUGGCAUCCCCAUCACUGUGCUGUCCAGGCAAGAGUGCAUAGAACGAAUCCCAUGGAUUGCUCCAGAGUUUGUUGAAGACUCCAAGAACUUGAGUGUGGCUGCUGACAAAUGGAGCUUUGGAACCACACUCUGGGAAAUCUGCUACAAUGGCGAGAUCCCCCUGAAAGACAAGACACUCAUUGAGAAAGAGAGAUUCUAUGAAAGCCGCUGCAGACCGGUGACACCAUCUUGUAAAGAAUUGGCUGACCUUAUGACCCGCUGCAUGAACUAUGAUCCCAAUCAGAGACCCUUUUUUCGAGCCAUCAUGAGAGAUAUCAACAAGCUGGAGGAGCAGAAUCCAGACAUUGUUUCAGAAAAGAAGCCAGCCACCGAAGUGGAUCCCACACAUUUUGAAAAGCGCUUCUUGAAGAAGAUCCGUGAUUUGGGAGAGGGCCACUUCGGGAAGGUUGAGCUCUGCAGGUAUGACCCUGAGGGCGACAAUACAGGGGAGCAGGUGGCUGUGAAAUCCCUGAAACCUGAAAGCGGAGGUAACCACAUAGCGGAUCUGAAGAAGGAAAUCGAAAUCUUAAGGAACCUGUAUCAUGAGAACAUUGUGAAGUACAAAGGCAUCUGCACAGAAGACGGAGGAAAUGGUAUUAAACUCAUCAUGGAAUUUCUGCCUUCUGGAAGCCUUAAGGAGUAUCUUCCAAAAAAUAAGAACAAAAUCAACCUCAAACAGCAGUUAAAAUAUGCUGUUCAGAUUUGUAAGGGUAUGGACUACUUGGGUUCUCGGCAGUAUGUUCACCGGGAUUUAGCAGCAAGAAAUGUCCUUGUUGAGAGUGAACACCAAGUGAAAAUUGGAGAUUUUGGCUUAACCAAAGCAAUUGAAACUGAUAAGGAAUACUACACGGUCAAAGAUGAUCGGGAUAGCCCUGUGUUUUGGUAUGCUCCAGAAUGUUUAAUUCAGUGUAAAUUUUAUAUUGCCUCGGACGUUUGGUCUUUUGGAGUUACUCUGCAUGAGCUGCUUACGUAUUGUGAUUCAGAUUCCAGUCCCAUGGCAUUGUUCCUGAAAAUGAUAGGUCCAACUCAUGGCCAAAUGACUGUAACAAGACUUGUGAACACAUUAAAAGAUGGAAAACGUUUGCCUUGUCCACCUAACUGUCCAGAUGAGAUUUACCAACUUAUGAGAAAAUGCUGGGAUCUCCAACCAGCAAAUCGGACAACUUUUCAGAACCUUAUUGAAGGAUUUGAAGCACUUUUAAAACAACUACCAUGAGUGACAUGUAAAUUCCAGUGCAUAUCAAGUUAUCCUCUCCCAAAAACUUAAGUUUGUAUUAUGUGUGAAAAAGGUACCUGGGUCAUAUCCAUGUGUAAGUACAACUAUUCAAUUUGGCACCAGUAGCACUCCAUUUACUAUCACAAUUGCUUAAGAUUUUUCAAAACAAAGUAACUGACCAGAAAUUUGAAGAGGAUUGCUUUUCUGUAGCUGCCAUGGUAUAGUGUUCUAUACAAAGAUGAGUCUAUUCUUGUCAGCGGUAGGACUUAAACUUUUGAUUGUUUCCCCAGGGACAGCAGUGGAAUACAUUCUUUGCUGCAUGAUGUUAAUUUUUGAAAACUGUUGCAGUGCUUUUCUAAGCAGCAUACCAUUAAUCAAAAUUGAUUCUGAGAACCUGAAUGCUUUAUGUGCUUUUAAGAAAUAUCAAUGUGUAUGUUUUUAUAACUACCGAAACAGUCAAAAUACACUGUUCCUAAAGAGUUUCAGUACUUACCAUCCUUCUAUGGUGCAAGAUUUGAAACACCCAGCUACAUGCACUAUGGAGUUCAGGAUCCACUAGUUUUCACUUUCUUGGAGGUAGCUGGGUAACUGCAAUAUCUAUAUAACCAACUUUGUUUCAUAACUGUAUCACCAAUGUCUGUCUGUUUCAAACCUGUGGCAACUCUUUAUGCACUUUGUUUACUCUUUAUACAAAUAAUAAAUGUACUAGACACUUCA